AUGACACCCCAUAGACAUCCUCGGGGCUCCCCAGACUCAUCUCUGCGGCUCACAGCCAUGUCGCCUUUGCUUCUUUUCCAUGAUGCGGACACACUGGUGUAUAUCGAUCCUUCUCCGGAGACUACUCAAGCUAGCUUUCCUCUUUCCACACCAACAGUUCCCCACCGCGUACACAGUGAGAAACUAUUCGCUACUGGAUCUGCCUAUUUCAAGCGACUCUUCAGUCCUCAACAGCAGACCAGAGUGCAAAAGCGACGCGGUCUGAUCGGUCAACUCCCGGCUGGGUUUCAAUACGUCCUAGACCUCACACCUCCAUUGAUGGACGAAGAUGCAAUCCUUGUACUGACCGAGCUUUCAUGUCCUAUGGAUAUCCGCACAUGGGCCUCGAAGCAGGAGACCUGGGAUCUACCCCAGUCGUGCGUUGGAGGACAAGAUUACAUGGAAGCUGAUGAGGCACUUACGCCCAUCUUGACUGACCCCGGAUCCGAUACCGAUAUCAACUCACUGAAGGGUUCUUCUUCGGUGGACCUCCAGCUUCAGGGGCCCAAGCGUGCAGUGUUGCCAUUGGAGUACUCGGCCCAACGUCAUCGCGAAGCCAUAGAACAUAUUCUUCAAGUCUUGGAGGGACUAAAUCCCAUCUUGGACACUCCUUGCAAUCUGUGGACUUUUUUCGGGGUGGCCAAAAUCUUCGAUGUGGCUACAUCUCCUAUGAUCAGCGGCCAUAUCAUCUCUUGGUUCUACGAGCUCAAAAACACCCGAUUCAUUGAGCUUCACCCCGAGGUGGUCUACCCCGUGGCCUGUGGUAUAAAAUGCGCCUGUCUCUGUCGCGAGGCUUUUGUCGAGCUGGUGGCGGACGCAGCGUUGCUGUACCUCAUCACGCUGACAUAUUUCCAACCAGUGAAUUCCAUGAAAAUGUUGGUUCGGAGUACUAUCUGCGAUGUUUUGGAUGACACGGAAUUGCAGCGUAUUGAAUAUGCUAGCAAGAGCUUUGGUGACUAUGUUCUUCGAUGCUUCUCGGGCCUGGCUGGCAGACAAAUGUCCUGGUUGGAGCAUCUUGCGGAUUACCAAAAGAUUGUUCGCCAUUAUCACCUUUACCCGGAAGACCGAAAGUUUAUUCUCUCCACGAUGCAAGUGUUGAAAGAAUUCAUUCGUGACCGCAUUUACGGGACCUUGGUCAACGCACGAGACGCAAAUCGCACCUUCCUUGCAGCUUCUGACGAGGAUAAGUAUUCGGACCUUGACUACCAAUAUCUCAAAGAACAAUCACCCCAUAAAAUGUUCAUUCUUCAACGAUUGAUCGGAAAGGACUUCUGGCGCUCAUUGAGUUCCCUCGAUCUCCAUCGAGAAUCAGCUGUUCGUCGAGACUCUCACUCGACAAUUGCGGAAAUCGGUAAUAACUCGUCUGUCUUUGCUGAUGAAAUUGAUGCAACUAUUCGCCAUGUAUCUAAUGACGAGAUCUACCAAGUGUGUCAGGCAUUCAACCAAUUGGCAAUUACGAGACUUCGGAUUCGACAAGAGGAAGAAGAAGAGGCUGAACGAGUUGCUGGUGAAAGACGAGUGAUGCUCAUGACCAUCAACGUUCGUCAAAUGGAACCCGCGGCUGGGGAUCACUCUCCUUCUAAGGACGGUCCUGCCUUGGAUCCCACCCCUGCGCCCACUCCAAAUCCGACCAUUGAGCCUGCAGCUCCAAGUCCGCCACCAUCAGAUCUUUUAAAUCACAUCGUUAGUGUUGUGGACCUCAAGACGGAUGUGGGUACAUUCUUGGCGAAUUAUGCAGCGGAGAUGUUGAAGAUGCCGGAAUCACAUACCAUCCGACACGAAUUGACGGACAUCCUCAGCUGCCUCACAUACAAUGAAUAUCAAUACCUUCCUCUGUGGGCUGAUGGGAAUGACGAUGGGACUGGUGGUGUUUUUACUGACCACAUCAUUCCUGCAAUGAAUGGUGGAGGAUUCUCAGCCCCCGGACCGGUUAUAUGCAGUGGUAGUGCUAUAUCAAUCAACAACUCGCUGGUUGAUAUCGACCAGAGUGAUGCUCAGAGUACCAUUCAUGCUGCGUCGCACCAUGCUACCCACAACCAUAUUUCUGACGUGGUAUCCAUUGGCUCGACCAGCGAUGCACAUAAUUUGACUGGUAUUGAGCUUAUCGAUGAAGGUCAAGGACAACCAUCCCUGGAGGGGAUUCAAUAUGAUCAAGAUCAGUAUGAUGAUGUCUCCUUUGAUCUUGGCCUAGCCACCGAUGAUGAAGAGUUCGAGGCCCGAAGCGACUGUACAUUAAUCGAUAAGGGAUCAAAUUCGGCUUCUGAUACCUCGGAGGACACCAAAAUGGAGGGUAUGGAUGACGAAAUCGUGGACUCCGACUUUGAGUUGCUCGAGUUCAGCGAGUAG
Messenger RNA from Penicillium soppii, 2385 nucleotides. RefSeq lists its product as uncharacterized. The coding region runs from base 1 to 2385 and encodes 794 amino acids. Lineage: Eukaryota; Fungi; Ascomycota; Eurotiomycetes; Eurotiales; Aspergillaceae. The transcript has a single exon. The record is from RefSeq and is a predicted model, not a curated record.